UCGCUUGCUGGGAGACGGAAGGGCCGGGCCGGGGGCCGUCGAGGAUGGCGGUGUGUCCAGCUGUGCCGCCGUCGUGGCGCUACGGGUUACUGCUGGCCGCCUACGGGCUCUUCCUGCUGGUGGGCGCCGCCGUCUUCGCUGCCCUGGAGGGGCCUCCCGAGCGAGCCCUGCUGGCCGCCCUGCACGACGCCCGCGGCCGCCUGCUGGCCGAGCACCGCGCGUGCCUGUCGGAGGAAAGGCUGGCUGGCCUUCUGGAGCGCCUCAUCGACGCCGGCAACUACGGCGUCUCCGGCCUGGGCAACGUCUCCGGAGACGAGAACUGGGAGUUCACCUCGGCUCUCUUCACCGCCAGCGUCCUCACCACCACAGGUUAUGGACACACGGUCCCUCUCUCGGCUUUGGGCAAAAUAUUCUGCAUCCUGUACUCGCUGCUGGGCAUCCCCAUGACCCUGUUGCUCCUGGCCUGCCUGCUCCAGCACCUUCUGCCCCUCCUCAGCCACCGUCUCCGGUACAUCCAAACACGCUGGGGUUUCCCGCCAGCCCGCGUGGCCCUUGUCCACGCCAUGGGGCUGGGGCUGUCCACCCUGGGGCUCUUCAUCCUCAUCCCUGCCAUCUGCUUCUGGGCCCUGGAGGGCAGCUGGAACUUCCUGGAGUCGGUGUAUUUCUGCUUCAUCUCUCUCAGCACCAUCGGCCUGGGCGACUACGUGCCGCGAGGGAGCUCACAGCCACCUCUGCACGAGCUCUAUGAGCUUAGCAUCACUUGCUAUCUCCUUGUUGGCUUAUUGGCCACUGUGACUCUUGAGACGGCCUAUCAGCUACAGGAAGUCCGGGCUUUUGUGCGUUUCUUCGCUCCUGCCAGUGACCCACCCCAGGAGGAUGACGACCGUCUGGAGAUCUUGGCCAGAGACCAGCUUGCCUUGACCACAGUGUCUGGUUCCACUUCCCAAGAUGUGCCUAUGGAAAGAGGUGCCACUUGACACCUCCUGGGGGGAGCCAACCCUCCCCCAGUCACCGUUGGUUUUAACGGGUGUCUCUGUUGAUGGAUGCUUUACUGGUCUUUAUUUGCGUUCUUGCUGUUUUAUUGUAUUUUAUUAUAUUGUAUUAUUGUUGUUGUUGUUAACUGCCCCGAGCGCCAUUUGGCGGAAAGGCAGGGUGAAAAUUUAACUGAUGUAAAAUAAGAAACUGCACCCUCAGCUCCCCCUGCCCAUGCCCAGCCUUCAGUGUGCACCCUAGAGAGGAAGAGUACAUGUGAUAGAGAAGCAUUCAGAGAGGGAGCAUGGAGAAGCCACAAGUAGGAAGUCCAUAUAUUCUCUAGGGGUGAAAAGGGAAAACAAACAGCAAGAGCUGAAGCCACCUCUCGAAAUGCAGCACUUUGUGAUUCUGUGAGCCAGUGACUCCAUUCAAGCAUGGUUAAUCUAUUUCUGAUUGCUCUUCUAAAAAGCCGAAUCCAGGAAGCAGUGCAAAUUUUGACACCACCUCCAAGAAAUCUCACAGAGAAAUCUCCUUCGUUCUUUCUUGGUCCACAUUCACAACAUAAGUAAAAAGCACUACGAUGCCACUUU
Lacerta agilis (Sand lizard) is the source of this 1562-nucleotide messenger RNA. It is a transcript of the gene KCNK7, whose product is annotated as potassium two pore domain channel subfamily K member 7. NCBI's taxonomy places the organism in Eukaryota, Metazoa, Chordata, Lepidosauria, Squamata, Lacertidae. Gene Ontology annotation, biological process: potassium ion transmembrane transport; stabilization of membrane potential. Gene Ontology annotation, cellular component: membrane. The record is from RefSeq and is a predicted model, not a curated record. Gene Ontology annotation, molecular function: potassium ion leak channel activity.